This is a messenger RNA of Striga asiatica, 1245 nucleotides long. Lineage: Eukaryota; Viridiplantae; Streptophyta; Magnoliopsida; Lamiales; Orobanchaceae. The record is from the annotation of a GenBank genome assembly.
AACCCAAUAACUAACGAACCAAAUUCAUGCAGACCCAGAUGCUGAGGUGAUUGCCCUUUCCCCCAAAACCCUUUUGGCCACAAACAGAUUUGUUUGUGAGAUUUGCAACAAGGGUUUUCAGAGGGAUCAAAACCUUCAGCUCCACAGACGAGGCCACAACUUGCCGUGGAAGCUCAAGCAAAGAAAUGGCAAAGAGACGAAAAAACGGGCUUACGUUUGUCCCGAGCCCACUUGUCUUCACCACCACCCAUCGAGAGCUCUUGGAGAUCUCACGGGAAUCAAGAAGCAUUAUUGCAGAAAACAUGGAGAGAAAAAAUGGAAAUGCGAAAAGUGUUCGAAGGUUUAUGCUGUUCAGUCUGAUUGGAAGGCUCAUUCCAAGACAUGUGGGACGAGAGAGUAUAGAUGUGAAUGUGGAAAUCUUUUCUCCAGGAAGGACAGCUUCAUCACCCACCGCGCAUUCUGCGACGCGCUUGCCGAGGAAAGCGCUCGUCUUUCCGCAGCCACAAACAUCCCGAUCUCGGCCCAAAUCCCUAACAACCAGAUCUCGGCCCAAAACCCUAUCAACAACCCAACCCUAUUCCACUUCAAUAAUCCCCAAAUUACCCUUCCGAUCUCUGGCCACGGCAGCCGCAGCCACCCGUGGGACCCACCGCCGCAAUGCCACCGCCAAAACCCUAAUAACAAUAACCAUCCCUUCAACAUCGUCAAACGGGAAAACUCCGUCCACAUCAUCAACAACUUUGACUGCAUCAACAACAACAACAACCACUCAAUCCUCGUGCCGCCGCCCACUGGUGGCGGCCCACCACCACCGCCACCGCUGCCGCUCUCGGCCACCGCGCUCCUCCAGAAAGCGGCGGCGACGAUGGGAAGCACUCAAUCGGGCCACGUGGGGUCCACCAUGGCCCACCUAGACAUGCACCACGCCUUGGGGCCAGCGUGGAGCGGCAGAGGAGAAGAUGACGGGUUCACGAGGGAUUUUCUAGGGCUGGCUGGAAGAGGAAGAGGAGGAGGAAACAUGGCCGUGAAAUUUCCGGCGGUGUUCGAUUAUCCGGGGUGCGGAUUUACGGGGGAGACAUGCUUGGGUUGGGGAAAAUAUUGAUGAAACUAAUUAUUGUAUUUGCCUCAUAACUUGUUCAAGACUAUGUAUUUCUUUCUUUUAUUUUAUUUUUUUUGUAUGAUCUUAGGGAGCAUGCGAAUUUUGUUACCCUACUGUAUCUCAAGUCAUUUUCGAAUUAAAGGCGG